UGAACGACUUUACAGAACAAGAGGCUAGAGCUGUGUAACCACAAAAACAAUAUUGUCUAAGUAAUAACUAAAGGCGAAAUAACAUUUUAUUAUAGUGACAACAUAGUUAAGAUAAAGGAGGAGAGGAGCAUCAUCUUGCAGUAAUGUUUCGGGGCUGUCCCGCCAACGUUCUCCGACCAUAAUGUGAGACGGAGAAAAAGGGGUUCUUGGACCGAGCAGCCAGCACAGUCAUAAUCUGGAUGACAAACAUUGUUCAGUGGUGAUUGUCACAUCGUCCAUGCUGGCUUCAUUUUAGCUAGCUGUAUGAUAUCCAUCCAUCACAAAGAAAGUCAUCUGACAGCAAGUAUUUCAUCGUCGAAACCCCGGGAGGGGAACCGCUGAGGAAGGAUGAAAUUCACGGAGCACCUUUCGGCGCACAUCACUCCUGAAUGGAGAAAACAAUACAUCCAGUAUGAGGCGUUCAAGGAUAUGCUGUAUUCUGCCCAGGACCAGGCCCCCUCUAUCGAAGUCACAGACGAGGACACAGUCAAGAGGUACUACGCCAAGUUUGAGGAGAAGUUCUUUCAGACGUGCGAGAAGGAGCUGGCCAAAAUCAACACAUUCUACUCAGAAAAGCUAGCCGAGGCCCAGCGUCGUUUCGCCACUCUGCAGAAUGAGCUGCAGUCUUCGCUGGAUGCCCAGCGGGAGAGCAGCAUGCAGGGCCUCCGUCGCCGCCGCAAGGCCGUCUUCCACCUGUCCCAGCAGGAGCGCUGCAAACAUCGCAACAUCAAAGACCUGCAGCUGGCCUUCUCAGAGUUCUACCUCAGCCUCAUCCUGCUGCAGAACUACCAGAAUCUGAACUUCACAGGUUUCCGUAAGAUCUUGAAGAAGCAUGAUAAGAUCCUGGAGACAUCGCGGGGAGCCGACUGGCGCGUGGCCCACGUGGAGGUGGCCCCCUUCUACACCUGCAAGAAGAUCACGCAGCUCAUCUCUGAGACUGAGGCCCUGGUAACACAAGAGUUGGAGGGAGGAGACAGACAGAAAGCCAUGAAGAGGCUACGAGUGCCCCCACUGGGUGCUGCACAGCCUGCUCCGGCGUGGACCACCUUUAGGGUCGGCUUGUACUGUGGAGUCUUCCUCGUCCUCAUGGUCACCGUCGUUAUCACAGCUGCGGUUGUGAUAGAAAAUGCCAACGUGUGGCCGCUAGUGAGGAUCUACCGCGGCGGCUUCCUGCUGAUCGAGUUCCUCUUCCUGCUGGGUAUCAACACGUACGGCUGGCGCCAGGCGGGGGUCAACCAUGUGCUCAUCUUCGAGCUCAACCCCCGCAACAACCUCUCCCACCAGCACCUCUUUGAGAUUGCUGGUUUCCUGGGGGUGCUGUGGUGUGUGAGCAUCCUGUCCUGUCUGUUCUCCAAGUCCAUCCUGGUGCCCAUGCAGGCCAACCCCCUCAUCCUCUACGGCUUCUUCUUCCUCUUCCUCAUCAACCCCUUCAAGACCUGCUACUACAAGUCACGCUUCUGGCUCCUCAAACUGCUGUUCCGUGUGGUGACAGCCCCGUUCCACAGGGUAGAGUUUGCAGACUUCUGGCUGGCUGACCAGCUCAACUCUCUAGGGGUGGUUCUGAUGGACCUGGAGUACCUCAUCUGUUUCUACAGCUUCGAGCUCGACUGGAAGCAACAGGACGGGCUACUGCGGGACAGUGGAGGUGUGUGUCACUCGUACUCGUACGGCGUGCGGGCAGUGAUCCAGUGUCUGCCGGCCUGGUUCCGCUUUGUGCAGUGCCUGCGGCGUUACCGCGACUCCAAACGGGCCUUCCCUCACCUGGUCAACGCAGGGAAAUACUCCACCACCUUCUUCGUUGUCACCUUCGCUGCACUCUACAGCACCCACAAAGCUGAGGGUCAUGAUGACGCCAAGAUCUUCUUCUACCUGCUGAUUGGCUGUUCAUUAGUCAGUUCUUGUUACACCCUGGUGUGGGACCUGAAGAUGGACUGGGGCCUGUUUGACCGCAAUGCAGGAGAUAACACCAUACUCAGAGAGGAGAUCGUCUACCCCCAGAAAGCCUACUACUACUGUGCCAUACUGGAGGAUGUGCUGCUGCGUUUUGCCUGGACGAUACCCCUCUCCCUGAGCACGGUCAGUGGGAUACCCUCAGCUGCAGACAUUAUGGCCACCAUCCUAGCCCCUCUGGAGGUCUUCAGGCGUUUUGUCUGGAACUUCUUCCGUCUGGAGAACGAGCACCUGAAUAACUGUGGUGAGUUCCGAGCGGUGAGGGACAUCUCAGUGGCUCCACUGAACGCUGACGACCAGACGCUGCUGGAGCAGAUGAUGGACCAGGAGGACGGAGUCAGGAACCGCCUGGGCAAGAAAAACUGGAAACGCUCCUACAGCAUGUCCCUGAGAAGGCCGCGCCUCACUUCCCAGACCAAGACCCGGGACACCAAAGUUCUCAUGGAGGACACAGACGAUGACACCUGACAUCAGGCCAGACCCAUUGCAUCCAUAGCAUGGGUUCAGAACCUCUUUAAAGGACCACGUCCCUCCUAGGGGCACGCCCCCCUGACCCCCCUCCUCCCCAUCAAUCAGUCGAUCGAUCGUUUGAUGACCUGCCCCCUCAUCAGUCCAUCACAGAGCUGCCUAUCUGCAUCAACACACAUGCACACAGAGUACAAAGACAUGAAUAUAGGCAUAUACAGAAGAUGACAAUUUGAGACAAAUAUCACACGCACACACCUUGGAACAGCUAAUUUUAAGCCACUUUGUUUUGUUACUUUCAUGGACCAUUUAGUGCUGAGUUGACGUCACCCGUUAUUUUUUUGAUUUCAUGGGGCAGAGACGAAACACCAAGACUGUAAAUGUUGAUGUAAAUAUCAGAUGGCUAAUCAGAAAUGAUCUAAUAUAAAAAAGACUUUGAGAGCGUUGGACUAUGAACAGUGAUCAGACACUCCUCUGCAAUCAGUCUGGUCCAAGACUUUCUUUGACUUUCUAAUUACCUUUUUUGAUGAACAUGAUGAUGAAGAUGACUGUAUUGAUGUGGCAGUCCUUUCCAGGUGCGAUAAGUUCUUCCACGAAUACCUUGGUUUUUAUUUUAUUAAAUUAAAUUGUUAUUUAUGUGAGGGGAGAGAUGCCUAAAACAUUUGGUAGUGAAAUGGGGGGGGGGUUCUGAUUUGAAAUGGCUGCUAAAGUGUCUGCCUAAUGUUGCCAAUAAGGACUGUUCCGAGAA
Messenger RNA from Coregonus clupeaformis (lake whitefish), 3202 nucleotides. RefSeq names its product xenotropic and polytropic retrovirus receptor 1 homolog. Bases 388 to 2457 code for a protein of 689 amino acids. Gene Ontology annotation, biological process: cellular response to phosphate starvation; phosphate ion transport. NCBI's taxonomy places the organism in Eukaryota, Metazoa, Chordata, Actinopteri, Salmoniformes, Salmonidae. The record is from RefSeq and is a predicted model, not a curated record. The transcript has 14 exons. Gene Ontology annotation, molecular function: inositol hexakisphosphate binding. Gene Ontology annotation, cellular component: Golgi apparatus; cytoplasm; plasma membrane.